CGGCGGGGGCGGCGGAGGCGGGGCCGAGGGCGCGGGGCCGCGCCCGCGCGGGGCUGGGCCGGGGUAGAGCCGGGCGGGAGCUGCAGCCGAAGCCACAGCCGCAGCCGCAGCCGGAGCAGCCGGGACCCGACGCUGGAGCGCAGGCUGUGCUGGAGCCGAGCCGAGCUCGCCGCCUGGUACCGGCCGGAGCGCAGGCCGGCCCAUUAGCCGCACCGCCCGAACGCUGCGCGGAGCCGGGACCGGCCGGAUCAGGAGGCCUCCGCCCGGCCUGAGCACGCAGCAGGUCCGGAGGUCCGGAUUCGCCCCUCUCCAGCCGCCUGGGAACAGAAGAGGAGACAAGAGAGCGGCUUCCAUCCAAGCGCCUGGCGUGGGCCUGGGCGCACAGGGCAGUGGAGACUUCGCCCGGGAGGAGGUGCCUGGCCCUGACUAGGCCAGGCUUGGCCACCGACGAGCCCGGCAUCCCGGCAGCCACGACCGCGAACCGGCUUCUCAGGUCUCCGCUGGCCCCGGCCUGGCGCAGGGAGCUGUGCCCUCACCUGUCUGAGUCGGGCCCGGGGGCCAGGGCAGCGGGAUCUGGUCUGGCCCAAAGCUCUGGUGGCCCGGAGCUGGUCGCAGGGGAGCCGCCUCCUGCUCCAGCCCCGCUGGCGCGGAUGUGCCACUGUCCGCUGGAGCAUCAUGAAGGCAGGAUGACCUCCGCCGAGGCCGCGGCCGCCACUGGCGCUUCUCGGGCGGCCGGACCUCCUGAGGGGUCGGCCGGCAGCCCCCAGGCCCUCGGGCAGCCUGGCGGGGCCCGGGUGGCCGUGGCGGCCCUGGUGUGGCUGCUGGCAGGAGCCACCAUGUCCAGCCUCAACAAGUGGAUCUUCACUGUGCAUGGCUUCGGGAGGCCCCUGCUGCUGUCGGCUCUGCACAUGCUGGCCGCGGCGCUGGUGUGCCACUGGCGGGCCCAGCGCCCCGUGCCCGGGAGCACCCGCCGCCGCGUGCUGCUGCUCAGCCUCACCUUCGGCACCUCGAUGGCCUGUGGCAACGUGGGCCUGAGCGCGGUGCCCCUGGACCUGGCGCAGCUGGCCACCACCACCACGCCGCUGUUCACCAUGGCCCUGUCGGCGGCGCUGCUUGGCCGCCGCCACCACCCGCUGCAGUUUGCCGCCAUGGGCCCGCUCUGCCUGGGGGCCGCCUGCAGCUUGGCCGGGGAGUUCCAGGCACCUCCUGCCGGCUGCGGCUUCCUGCUGGCUGCCACCUGCCUUCGAGGGCUCAAGUCCGUGCAGCAGACUGCCCUCCCUUCUCUGGGCCUCAGUUUCUGCAUCUGCGAAAUGGGCCUGGUGCUCCCUUUGGGGAGGUUUCAGAUCAGGAGCCUGGUGGGCAGGGCCAGGAAUGAGGAAAGUAGUGAUGGUGGUGACCCUGCUGUCCCUCUCUGGUCCACCCACCUUCUCUGAGGUUCCAGAUUCAUCUGGGAAACAUCCCCUUUGUGUGUGACGGUGAGGGGCGGGACCAGGCUGAGGCUGGGGUGCAGGGAGCUGGGAUUCGGAAAGGAACCAUUCCCUGGGAAUCCACCAGGGACCACAGUGCCAGGCAGGGAGGGCCUGCAAGGUCACACACAGCUCGGCCCAGCCUUGCAGGAGGGGAAGUGGGCCGGGGCUGAGUCACCCGCCACCCCCCUUCCCUGUGACUCAGAGAUGCCACAGCCCAGCCCAGCCUGGCCUGUGCAGCUCAGCCACUGCUGGACUGCCGUGUUGUUCAGGCCCAGCAGGCUGGAGGGACAGGUGGCCUGGCGCAGGGCCCUUUCCCCAUUCCAGGGAGCCCCGCCACAGCAGGAGCCCCACUGCUCCACCUCCACCUGGGCUCCUGACCCUCGUGGGGCUAAUGAGGGAGCCUCCUGUCAGAUCUAAGCCUGCUCUUGGUUGUGGUGGGGGACAGGGCAGGGGGGUAUUAGAGAUGCACUUGACCUAGGACUGGCUUCUCACCAGCUUCAGGGCCCUCCGACAUGGAGGCGAUUCCCCAAGUUCACAGCCAGAGCCCCCCUCGGCACUCCUCCCAGCAGUGGGAGAGCCGGGCUUGGAGUCCUGGUCCCUCCUGCUCCCUGUGUGACCUCAGGCUGGUUCUUCUUGCCCAGGAUCACAGCAGUAAUUAGAGAGGUCUCAGCGUGUCCUGGGCCGGGGAGUGUCCCACUGAAACGUCAGCGUCCCUCCUGGCUCUGCCUCUCACUAGCUGUGCUGCCUCGGACAAGUGGCUUCACCUCUCUGAGCCUGGGCCUGCGAUCCGGCCCUGCUGGGAAGCCCUCGCAGAGUGACAGAUGCCACCUUCCUGGGGAGGCUCCCCCUCUCCCACGCACACCAGGCUGAGAAGCUCCAACUAAAGGUCACCCCAAGUCCCUGUGCGUCUCUAUCUGAAAGGUAGUUAGAGAGAGAGGGGGACAUAGAAUCUUCCACCCGCUGGUUCACUUCCCAAAUGGCUGCGAUGGCUGGGGCUGGGCCAGGAGCCUGGAACUGCAUCCGGGUCGCCCACGAGGGUGCAGGGGCCCAAGCACUUGAGCCACCCUCUGCUGUUUUCCCAAGUGCAUUAGCAGGGAGCUGGAUCAGAAGUGGAGCAGCCAGGGCUAGAACAGGUGCUCCGUCCGAUAGGAGCUUGCAGGCAGCACAGCUUAACCCUGUGCGCCACAGCGCCGCCCCCGCGCCUCUGAUGAAGUGGGGGCAGCUGUUGGACCUGACCCCGGGGCGGCCAAGGCUGCGGGAAUGGGCUGUGGGAAGAGCUCAGCCACUGGGGGUCCUCGAUCAAGAUGGGCGAGCUGAGUCUCAUUGCCAAGACUCCUUUGUGACCUGCCCUGCCCCUCAGCCUUGCGCGACCUCCCACCCCGCCCCGCCCCGCCCGGGGCACGCUCCUGCUGGAGCUGAGCAGGGGGGAAGCUGAGCUGAGCUGGGCAUCCUGCCAUUGUGGACGGCAGAACAGAGCCGGUCUCAGCGCCAGCCGCUGGGGCGCCCUCUGCCCUCCACUGGUGGCCCUCGGGGGCCACGGGGAAAUAAGGACUCCUCUUGUCCCCCCUCCCUGGACUUUUACCCCCCAAAUCAGCCCAGGCACGCCAGAAACCACCCCGGCUGGGCCCCUCCACUUCCAGAGUCCCGGAAAGCUUGGAACAGGUAAGAGCCACGGUCCUUUUGCUUUUUAAAUUUUGACUGUGGAUUUCAUUUAUCUGAGAGACACAGAGAGAGACAGACAGAAGUCGCCCAUGCACUGGUUCACUCCCCAAAUGCCUGCCGCAGCCAAGCCCAGGCUGGAACUCCCUCUGGGUCUCCCGUGGGGGUGACAGAGACCUGAGUACUUGGGCCAUCACCUGCUGCCUGGCGCGGUUUGCAUUAGCAGGGAGCCGGAAUCUGGAGCUGGAGCCAGGGGUGAAACCCAGACUCUGAUACGGGAUUUGGAGUCCAACCUGAGUGGUAACUGUUGUGCCAAAAGCCCGCCCCUGAUUUCUUUAUUUUUCCGGACUUUUUUUUUUCUAUUCUUAGAUGAUUUUUAAAAAAUAAAAAGUGUUCGGGGCCAGCGCUGUGGUGCAGCAGGUUAACACCCUGGCCUGAAGCGCUGGCAUCCCAUAUGAGUGCUGGUUCUAGUCCUGGCUGCUUCUGUUCCAAUCGAGCUCUCUGCUGUGGCCUGGGAAAGCAGUAGAAGAUGGCCCAAGUGCUUGGGCCCCUGCGCCCAUGUGGGAGACCCGGAAGAGGCUCCUGGCUCCUGGCUUCGGAUCAGCACAGCUCCGGCCCUUGCAGCCAGUUGGGGAGUGAACCAGCAGAUGGAAGACCUCUCUCUCUGCCUCUCCUUCUCUCUGUGUAACUCUUUCAAAUAAGUAAACAAAUAAAUCUUUAAAAAAUAAAUAAAUAAAUAACAAGUGUUCACAGUUCACUCUCAAACUCUUCUGUGAUUAUCCCUCUUUUUUUAAAAAAAGAUGUAUUUUAUUUAUUUGAAAGGCAGCAUCACAGAGGCAGAGUGAGAGAGGUCUUGCAUCCGUUAGUUCACCUCCUAAAUGGCUGGGGCUGAACCAGGCAGAAGCCAGG
Oryctolagus cuniculus (rabbit) is the source of this 4037-nucleotide messenger RNA. The record is from RefSeq and is a predicted model, not a curated record. Lineage: Eukaryota; Metazoa; Chordata; Mammalia; Lagomorpha; Leporidae.